CAUUUAUUUUUCCUUCCUGGCGGUUUAGGCUUGAUCUCAACUUUUGAACUUUUUUUUUUGCAUGGGAUUAGUCAUGUUGGUUGAGAACCCCGCAGAUGCAUAUGAUCGGACCUGUGAUAGCUCAACAGUGCAUGAUGCUACCCAUUUGAACUGGAAGGGAGCCAACAGUCUCAUUACACCUCCCGAGUCUCGUCGUCCCUCGCAAGUUCACUUCAAGACCCAAGACAAGCAAGACAGCUCUCCGGAACAGUUGGUGGAGAGUGUCUCUUCUUUCAGCUACUUUAUUGACCAUGACAACCUGCUGGAAGGUGUCGCUAGUGUUAUCGCUCAUUUCUUCCCUGCAUGGAAUGUGUCUCGCGACGUGAAAUUCAUCCAAUGCACGGCUGGUAUCACUAAUAAGCUCGUACGGUGCCUGCAUCAGCCAACAGGAGAGUCAGCGUUGGUCCGAUGUUAUGGCAAAGGCUCUGAUAUUUUGAUUGACCGGCGCCAGGAAAUGCUCAAUUUGAUAGCACUGUCGCGGUUGGGUUUGAGUCCUGCGCUCUAUGGACGUUUUCAUAACGGUCUUGUGUAUGGGUAUGUUGAGGGAGUACCGUUCUCCGUGGAAGACAUGCACCAUCCCCGAAAGUCCCUACUGGUCGCUGAACAGUUGGCGAGAUGGCAUCGGGUGGAUCUGCCUGGGGAACCACGUGUGCCGAAACUCUUUUCGACCCUUUGGCGAUGGUUAGAUGCAGUACCAGCAACCUACAGCAACUCGUCAGCUGACCGGAAGUUCAAGGCAUCACUUAACAUGGAUGAGCUGAAGGAAGACCUGCGCCAAUUGCAAAACGUAUUGGAGAAAUUGAACAGUCCUGUAACAUUCUGUCACAAUGAUUUGCUUUCUGGCAACAUCGUGUAUGACCAGACGAGAGAUUCCGUUUCUUUCAUCGACUAUGAGUACGGAAACUACUCCUAUCGAGGAUUUGACAUCGGAAACCACUUCUGCGAGCAUGCAGGGUUUGAUUGUGACUGGUCUUUAUACCCAACAAAAUCCUUCCAGCUAGGAUGGCUCCGUGAAUAUCUUCAGUCCUUCACUGGGUCAGAUGCGGUUUCAACGGAUGAAGUGGAAACACUAUACAAGGAGGUGGCAAAAUUUUCGCUUGCAUCGCACUUUUACUGGGCUGUAUGGGCUCUGGUGCAAGCAGAGAUCAGCGAUUUGGACUUUGAUUAUUUAGAGUAUGCUUUAAUGCGACUACGCGAAUACCGACGGAGAAGGGAUGAAGUACUGGCUCUGUAAUUAAUACUAGAGGGGAUAGGUACACUUUAUUUUAUUCAAGAUGCAUCAAUAUAUAGAGAUUUGUCACUCUUUCUUCACUC
Molecule: messenger RNA, 1353 nt
Organism: Spizellomyces punctatus DAOM BR117
Lineage: Eukaryota; Fungi; Chytridiomycota; Chytridiomycetes; Spizellomycetales; Spizellomycetaceae
Exons: 7
Coding region: 62-1273 (403 amino acids)
Biological process (GO): phosphatidylcholine biosynthetic process; phosphatidylethanolamine biosynthetic process
Cellular component (GO): cytoplasm
Molecular function (GO): choline kinase activity; ethanolamine kinase activity
Source: RefSeq, a predicted model, not a curated record